Messenger RNA from Paramuricea clavata, 20135 nucleotides. The record is from the annotation of a GenBank genome assembly. Lineage: Eukaryota; Metazoa; Cnidaria; Anthozoa; Malacalcyonacea; Plexauridae.
AUGAGUUGUAAUAGCAGUCGAUCAACCGUGGAGAACCCCAAGGGGUUUGGGGAUACUAGUGUUAAUGUACUAGCUAUAGAUUCUGAAGAACAGAAAUCUAAGGAGACUUCUACGAACCCAUCGGUUCACCAACAGGAGGGAGAAAUUGAUUUGUCUACUUCAGAUGCCCUAGAAUCAGUUAAUGAGGAGAAACAACAACGAACUUUGUCACAAAAAGCAAUUCACAAUGCAAUACAAUACAAAAUAAAAGCACUGAACUAAAUAAAGCAGAAAAAUCAUUAUAUAUGUCAUCAGAUAGAGUUGGAAUGACGGUUUGGGAACACUGCCAUUCUGACUGACGCGCUCCUCCAGAGACUGAGAGAUUCUGCCAAAUUCACCGCUCGAGACAAGACAAAGUUACAAGCAUUCGCUGACGUCUGUGACGAUGUCGACAACCAAAUGACCACCUUAUCGGGACUAGCCUGCCUCAACUACCCGAACGCUAUAAAGCCCAUUGUCGACAACCUGCCUAGUUUCCUUAGGUUCAAAUGGGAGAAAGAAGUGGUCAAGUACGCGGAAGAGAACAACGACCUCUAUCCCACAUUCCACCAGUUCUCGGUAAUGAUUCAGAAGCAAGCUAGGUUGAAAAUCAUCCGAACGUGGUAGCUAGUGAACACCUAAACCCCAACGAUCCACAACCCAGAGAUCCAAAGAGAGAAAGACGAAAAGACAAUCGUGUGUUUUGAACAAGAGCGGAGGACAUCAACGACGAUAAAGAGUUUGGUGUUGACAAUAAGAAUGAAAGGUUCUGUUCAUUUCACGAAAGAAAGGGACACGAACUUGGUGAGUGUAAAGACUUUAGUAAAAAGACUUUGGAAGAAAGAACUGAUUGGAUUAAGAAAGCCGGUCUCUGUUUCCGAUGCCUGGUCGGGAAACAUCGAGCGAAGCAAUGUAAGGAAACGUGAAAUGUGGAAAGUGUAAGAGCGAACGACAUCCAACAAUAUUACACAAAGAUAAGGUCGAGAAGCAAGAAAACGAGGAGAGAGAUUAGGAGGACUAUCUUGCAGUAAGAUCCUGCUCGUAGACGCGUAUGCAGAAGACAGACCGGAAAACGCCCACAGGGUGUAUGCUCUAAUGGAUGAUCAAAGUAAUGCAUCAAUGAUAAGCCCAGAACUAGCAGACUUGUUAGAUAUCGAUAGCCCAAAGCAAAAAUACCUUCUUACGACAUGUAGUGGUGCUAAAGAAACAAAGUACAGUUGGAGAGAAUCCGGGCUAUUCGUGAAGUCGAUGUGUGGCAGAAUCGCUAAGUUACCUAACCUCGUUGAGUGUGAACACGUACCACAGGACAAGACCUAGAUUCCCACUCCAACCACGAGAAAGCACUACCCCCACCUCGAGGAAGUAAAGAAAUCCCACCAUUAGACCAGGAAGCCAAGGUCGGUAUCCUCAUUGGCCGAGAUGUCCCAGAAUUGUUGAAAGUCAGGGCUUUCAGAAAUGGUCCCAAAGGUGCACCUUGGGCACAAAAGCUUGCGCCUAGGAUGGACGGUGUCUGGUCAAAUGUGUCUGGACAGAGUUGGAGGACCAGUACACAUCUCAACCUGUAGUACAGUCAUACAGCUGCCACCACCUACACCCGUCAUCGAACCCAGGAUACAGCACGAAGGUGCCCACGCCAACCUCAAAACCCACCCAUGAUUUCGAACAGUAACGUGUCCAAAUUACUUUGAAGUUAAAGACGAGAUCAAGGAACAGUCAGAGAAAACGAAGAGCGACGUUUACCGAACUACUCCGGAAGACAAUGAAAUCGGCUUGUCUUGGGAAGACCGCCAGUUCCUUCAUAUUAUGGAGAAAGAGAUUCACAAAAAUGAAUCUGGCAAUUGGGAGAUGCCGCUACCCUUCCGCUCUCUGAACGUGAUGAUGCCAAACAACCAGGAGCAAGCUAUGAGUCGCCUGCAGAGUUUGCUGCGUACCUUCGAAAGAAAGCCCCAGAUGGAGAAAGAUUAUUUGGAGUUUCUCGGAAAGGUAAUCAAAUGCGGACACGCCGUUCCAGUCCAACGAAGCGACGUCUCUACAGAACAAGAAGGCAAACCCACAAACCCGGAUGAGAAAACAAGCGUCGAGCCUGGCAAAGUGUGGUACCUCCCACAUUUCGGAAUCUAUCAUCCCAAAAAGCCGGACCAGAUUCGAGUAGUUUUCUACUCAUCUUGCGAGUACAAAGGUGCAUCUCUCAACAAAGAGCUACUGGUUGGUCCAAACCUAAUGAACAGUCUACUGGGAGUCCUCAUGUGCUUUAGACAAGAAAGCGUUGGAGUGAUGUGUGAUGUGGAACAAAUGUUCCACUCGUUCUACGUCAAUCCAGCCCACAGAGACUUUCUCAGAUUCUUAUGGUUCGAAGACAAUGACCCAUCCCAGGAGAUUAUCGAAUACAAGAUGACCGUCUACCUUUUCAGCAACAGCCCUAGCCCAGCCGUGGCUACAUUCGGGAUGAGAAAAGCUGCAAACGACGGCGAGGAGGAACACGGAGUGGACGUGAAGAAGUUCAUCUGCAAGGACUUUUACAUCGACAACGGCUUAACGUCUCAGCCAGUCAAAAAAAUGCAAUCAGUUUGGUAAAGGGAGCGCAAGCUGCACUGGCCACCGCCAACCUUCGCCUACACAAAGUGGCUUCAAACUCGAUUGAAGUGAUGGAGGCAUUUCCAGCUGAAGAUUGAGCAACGAUUGUGCGCGAUCUGGACCUGCGACAAGACGCCCUUCCUGCUCAAAGAACACUCGGCGUGCAAUGGGACUUGGAGAGCGAUGUCCUGACAUUCAGUGUCAACCUGCCAGAUAAACCAUUUACGAGAAGAGGAGUCCUGUCCAUAGUAAAUUCGAUCUACGACCCUCUUGGACUGGCUGCACCUGUUGUCUUGGUAGGAAAACUUCUACUACAACACUUAGUCAUCCUGGGAAAGAAGAAACAGAAAGAUAAAUCCCUUGGAUGGGACGAACCCCUUCCUGAUGACUCAAAUCUACGCUGGCAAUCUUGGAGAAGUUAAGAGACAAUGUCCACUAAAACCGAGCAAAAUCGAGAAUACGUGGCACAUGAGGAAAAAUAAAAAAUCUUCUUAUUUCUUCCAGUGAUACCCUAAUGUGUACUCAGAAACGUGGUGGGGUUUGUUUUCUGAAAUAUUAUUUUAAACGCCGAAAAUUAUCAAAACCUCACACAUACCCGAGAUUCGCGAAAUUAGCAAAAAAAAUUGUGAGCUACGGCCUCUCGAAAAUUUCGUUUUUCUCAAUUGGCGUGUGAUGAAACCUCACCUUUCGUUUUUAAACGUGUUUAUAAGAUGUUUAUAAAGACCGUGGGUCCAAUUUGCAAUUUUUGAAAUGAUUUUUCAAUGUCAAGACAAGCAUGUAAAAAUCGUCUUUUUUUGCGAUCCAAAAAAUUCUAAAUUGUUACACUUUUUGAAAAUUAAUUUUCCGUAUCCGGGAAAACUCCAAUUUCCUUGAAAUUUACGGAAUUUAAAGACAAACUGUUGCUCUAAAACCUGAUGUAAAAAUUAUUUUGGGGCUUUUUGUUACCGCGGAAUUAUACUGACUAUAAUAUCGAGAAAAUCACAAAAAAAACCUUAAAAAUCCUCAGACAAUUAGGCACUUUGCUUCAACUAUAGACAGUCGAACCUUAAUCAUUCUUGCUAGUUUUCUCUUGUUAUUGAUAGGAAAUAUAAGACGUAGAUAAUUUUAAACUAGUUUGCCUAUUUCUAGAUAAAAAUACGCUGUUAAAGUCUCCAAGACUAAGAUUUCUGCUUGAAAUUCUUGUUUCAAUUGAUCGAUCCAUGCGCGCCAAUUAAAAUAAACUAGAAACACUUGUACACUCGCUAGAUUCAAGGCUAUAUAUACUUACUAUAAACAGUCAAUUACUUAUAUUUGAGCAUGUUGUGCUCUAAGCAGUUCAGUUUAAGCGUCAAACUUCGGCCUUAUUUUCAUUGAAGCCGGGCAAGUUCAGUCGUUUAAUUAAAGGGACAGGGCCAUUCCUAGCGUGAUAAUUGGGGGUGUAUGUUCAUAUAUUCGUCUUCUGCCCGACGGAUUUCUUUUGAAAGCGAUUGUUUUUACGGUAGCGAGCAUGAAUAUAUGAAUACACCCCCCCCCAUUAUCGCGUCUAGAGACGGCCCUGUUGAGGAGGGAUAUGAUCGGAAAUAGCAUGAAUAUAGAAAUUAGAUUCCCUUAUCUGAAAGAACUUUUAAAAUGACGUGGAAAAUAUUUAAAAGCUUUUUUUUAAAUCUCGCUUAUUUCUCGACCUUAAGAAAAGCUUCUGUUGUGAUGGAGUUAAACUGUGGAACUCAUUACCUAAAUGCAAUUGACGCUUAUAACGAGGGUCGAGGGUCGAAAAUAGUAAAUUUUUAUCCAUUUCAAAAGUUUUACAACCAUUUUGAAAGCUCCCAAAAGCGGCAAAACAAUUAGUUUUGCUCUCAAAACUAAAAAAUUUCGGCUACGGCUAUAAUCUAUAUGUAUACUGAAAGUUUCGCUGAAGAACUAUAAGUCUGAUGCGAGGUAUGAUGUUUGAAAGUAUACGUAUUUUAAUAUACAUCGGAAUUUAAAAUAUACAAACAUGGGCGAUGAUCAGAGGCGAUGAUACAAAAUUUGCAUUUCGCCAGUGCCGUAGCUAGCUCGAUAAUUGGGGGUGGCAGAUAUUCAUAUAUUCGUGUUCACAGACCAUAAAAACAAUCGAUUUCAAAAGAAAUUAAUAACGCAGAACACGAAUAUAUGAAUAUCUGCUCCCCCCCCCCCCAAUUAUCGAGCUAGCUACGGCACUGCGUUUCGCUCUCAUGAGAAAUUUGAUUAUAAGAGGCAGUUUAUAUGGUCCCGCUUACCCGGGAUUCAAUGAAGUGUAACGUAUUUUGAUCGAGCAAUUGAAAUACGUGUUUCAGCCCUAAACAAAAGUUAGAUAACUUUAAAUAUUUUUUAAACGAAAUUAGGAAUGCGCCUGAAGUUAUGUAGUGAAAGAAGACGAUUAAUAGCAUUCAACAACAUUUGGUUUUUUGUUUAAGACAUGGAAUUUCAUACAAUUUGUAACGAGCAAUUUUGUUAUAUCAUGAAGUGCGACUAAUUUACAUUGCUCAAAAUACGCACGUCACACUUCAUUAAAUUCCAGGACCCGGGGAAGCGGGACCAUGGCCCCAACUUAAUGGCAUGGCGGCGACAUACAGAGUUCUGAAAUUGCUCAGAACUUCAACUUAACGAUACUCCCUAUAGGGUAUGACAUCGUGUUUACAAGUCUGAUAUGUUGGAUAAGUUGCAGAAAAGUAUGGGUAAUAUCUUCAUUUUUUGCAGUUUGUUAUGGAUGAUGUAGCUACUUAAAAUUAAUCAAUUGUCAGUAUUUUAAGGGUAUAUUAUUUAAAUGAUAAAUAAAGGUCCGCAUGAUUUUGAAAAAGAAUGAUUAUUAGCAAAUUGGUUUCUUAAAGGAGCAAGUCGCUUACAUGCAGUUAUUGUGCAUAUAACAAAGUAAAUUCAGCAUAUGUUCUAUACAUCAGGUUUGAUAUUACUUUAUAAUUUCUGUGUAUUCGGAAGUUUGUUUAUACAAACUGUCAAACACGUCACUAAUUACAUUGACAUUGUCAUUGUAGUCGCAUCGCGAGUUUAAUAAAAUGUAGCCCUAAUCUCAAUGAUUUAUGCGACUACUUCAGAGAAAACUAAGCACAUAUAUUUCAGUUUGAAAAAAGUAGAUAAUACGGAUUGAUUUUACGAGCUAUUGAGACUUUGAGUAGUGGAUUUAAGCAUGCUAUCAAUAACGGAUAUUUUGUCUAUUAAAAUUAUUAUGUGUCAAGUCACGCGCACGGAGCUUUUGCAACAUGAUGUUCAUAUUGACUAUUUAUUUCUCUAAAAUCCCGAUAAACAAGCAAAAUAAUUUAAAUAAUUUAUAAUUUAUCUGUCAAAACCAAAUAACAAGAGAAAACAAGUAUAAAUGCUCACGUUUCGACAGUCUAUCUGAGCAGGCUGUGUCUAGACGUACUGCCUGCAUGUCUAUAAGUGUCUGUCUACAUAUUCGGCUGUAUAUUAUAGACAUUAUAAUUUCGUGAUAACAAAACACCCCAUAAUAUUUUUUACACCAGAUUUGAGAGCAACAUUUGCUCAUACAUUUGUCUAAAUAUGAAGGAAAUCGGAGUUUUACGGGAAAGGGAAAAUCGAUUUUCAAAAAAUGUACCAAACUUAAAAUUUUUUAACUUAAGGUUUUCUUGUGAUUUUCCCGAUAUUAUAGUCAGUAUAAUUCCGCGGUAACAAAAAGCCCCAAAAUAAUUUUUACAUCAGCUUUUAGAGCAACAGUUUCUCUUUAAAUUCCCUAAAUUUCAAGGAAAUUGGAGUUUUCCCGGAUAUGGAAAAUUAAUUUUCAAAAAGUGUAACAAUUUAGAAUUUUUUGGAUCGCAAAAUAAGGCGAUUUUUACACGCUUGCCUUGACUUUGAAACAUCAUUUAAAAGAUUGCAAAAUAGACUAUCGUUGUUUAUAAACAUCUUAUAUACACAUUUCAAAACCGAAAGUGAGGUUUCCUGAAGACGCGAACUGAGCGAAGUUUUCGAGAGGCUAUGACUCACUAUGUUUUUAGCUAAUUUCACGAAUCUUGGGUACAUGUCAGGUUUUCAUAAUUUUUGGGCGUUUAAAAUAAUAUUUCAGAAAACAAACCCCAUCACGUUUCUAAGUAUACAUUAGUGUAUCACUGGACAAAAAUAGAAAACAUUUCAUUUUUCAUCAUGUGCCACCAGUUGCUCGGUGAUAGUGGAGAUUCCCUCUUAAACCCAAGAAGAAGCCUUCGCGGACGAAAUCAGCGUACUGCAAAGGAGGAGUGGCAACAAACCAGAGAGUCAUCAGUCCUUGAGAGAAAGAAGAAUGGUGUUACGGAAGUCCAGCCUGUUUCAUUUGGAUCCUUUCCUAGACAAAGACGGUGUUCUCAGAGUUGGAGGACAUAUACAUCGAUCAGAUUUGGGGUUUGGGACGUAAAGAUUAAAUCUAGGCAAGACUAUUUCCUAAAAGAAUUAAAAACUAAAAAUAAUGUUCGUAAAAUUUCCAAACGUUCCUUGCAAGCAAGCUAUUUGCAUGACAAGGCACUGAAAACUCUAGUUUCAAAACUUUACAAUUGGUCCAAUAAACCAGUGAAUGCAAGCGAGGAGCAAUUAGUUUCAGAGUAUUGCACUGUCUUUUUCUAUUUAAGUGUACUCCUACGUUUAUUUUGUAUCAUCAACACUCUGCACGUUGGAGUGGACUAUUUAAUUAUUUUUUAUCAUGCCGAAUAUUGGGAGGGGGGGGUUGAAAUUUUUUUUGGAGGGGUGGACAUUUUGUUUGGGGGGUUAUAGCUACUUUUGGGGGGUAGCACCCCCUGCACCCCCCACAAAAUCCGUCUAUGACAAGGACAACAAUACCACUGUUCAAAUCAGCGCAAAACUUGAAUUUGAUGGAACAUUGAUUUCAAAAUUGAUUUCUAUUGUGAUUUAUGGCCUUUGAAAGACAAGCCACUCAAAAUAAUCAUUCACGUUUUCCAAAUUCUAUUUUUCGAAAAUGUUUUCUUUCGAAUUAAUCUCGGACUCUCACAAUUGACUUUUUGCUGUGCCUUAUCUCUGGUUUUACUUUGCGCCCAAUAAAGACAAAAAUACCACCGUUCGGUUCAGCGUAGGAAAUUGUACAUACAGAUGUCAAAUAUAUUACUAAACAACAGAAUUCUCUUCAUUUUGAUAAUAUUUCAUGUGCUAAAACCUGGACGAUGGACGUCUAUCGUCCAGUCCAGUCCACAGUCCAGUCCACCGUCCAGUCCAUAAUUCCAAUCCAUAGUCCAGUCCAGAGUCCAGUCCAGGUUUUAGCACAUGCCAAAUAAAAUUGGAUUCCAAACAUUAGCAACGGUUUUUAUGUCAUGUCCGCGUCGUUGAUUUGGUGUCUUAAGCUCGCUAUAGCGAUUAUAGAGAAUUCAGAAGACACAUUCGAAGAGUCAGUAUUAAACGUAUCAUUUGAUGAGCUUUCCAUUGAAGGUUAGUGUCAAAGAAGUUAUAUCUCUUCAAUUAAAAACUUCGUAUAGGUAUUAUAUUAUGAUAUAUAGUACUGUUACAAAGUAAAAGGCGCGUCCUGCUAAGUUUAUUGUCCUGCUGGUCUUAAUAUUACUCGUAGUUUUCCUGUUUUUGUACUGACACUGGAAGCUACUAAAGCCAUAAAGAAAAAACAGCCUAUUUUUAAUAAACCUUGCAUAUACUAUCAUAAGAUUGAAUAUCUAUUGAUUAUUUUCUAGUGUUGUUAAAGUUAACCCUGGUCAUAAAGUCCAUUUUUUAAAAAUAUUUCGAUUUUCCCAUAUUCUGUAAAACAAGCAUGACAACACGUUUUCCCAUUCCUCCAUUCUAACAAUAACGCUUUUCCAAAACAAGAGUGUUUUAGGUCAAGUUUUUCCACUAAAUUUGCGUCGUCCAUAGAUAUAAACACUUUUGACAGUUUUGAGAAUAACAAAUUAAAAAUUACAUAAUAAUAAUAUUAAUAAUAAUGGUUUAAUUGAAGCAUAUCUACAAAGUAGCUCUACAUCUUCAAUACUAUAGCAAAAAAAUUAUUUCUAUGGUAUUAGAUAGAUAAAAUAUAUGAAGGCUAAAAAAUGUUAUAUAUACAGUAUUAUAAUCAUUACAUGGAACAAUAACAAUUAACAAAUUUCUCAAACUCCUCCCCCCUCCAGUAUUUUGAACUAUUGGGCGUGACUUCUGCCAGAGGUUUCCCGCUUUCUUCGAUAACACCAAAACCUCUGCGGAGGAGAUAGGGGCUAUACACAAACGCACAGCUUAUUUAUGCCGUAGAUCUUCUCAGCAUAAUUUUCUCCACUUGUCAUAUUUUUCAGCUGGUGCGGCUGAAAAAUAUGACAAGUGGAGAAAAUUAUGCUGAGAAGAUUUACGGCGUAAAACAUCGAUACAAAGUCACUCGAGAAAGGUUAACUAUUUUCAAAGUCAAAGCCUUGCUGCUAUUGUCAAAUCAAUACUGAGUACAAUACAGUAUAAAUAUUAAUGUGCAGCACAUGUACAGGGUAUACAGGCUAGGAAAUUCCCUGCUGGUUUCUAUGUCGGUCAUACCCUGACAAAGAAUAGGAGAAGUUCCUUACAUACAGUGGUGUCAUGUAACGAAGUAAAUGUGCUUCGUUACUGUACUUGAGUACUAUUUUUGAGAAGUGAGCAUGUAACAAAGUAAACUUUUUCUGCAGUACUUUUACUUGGAACGAAGUUAUUUUAAGAAGUAACGUUUUACUUCGUUAUUUUCAUUUUGUGGCGACGUAUUUCGUUACUUUCUAACUUUUGUUUAGUUUUACGUGAUUUAUUUCAGAUUUAUUUUAAUUUCGGGAUGGGUAAUACGACCUCUACAUGCGUCUGGGAUCUCUCGUUUGUGACUUACUUAUAAGCAUUAUUUAUUUAAUGGAUUUCUUAUAUCUUCAACGGGUCUGGAAAGUAGACCAUGUGGUGAAAUAUUGUAUAUUCGGUGCACACAUAUAAUGUGUGUGCUGUUUUGUGUCUUUUGUAUGUCAAUCCAUUGGAGAAGUCCCCCUCUACAGGCUACAGACAAUAGUACUUUUACUUUUAACUUUGUACUUCAAGUAUUUCUUAAGGAUACUUUGAGGUACUUUUUACUUAAGUAUGUUUUGCUUCCAGUACUUUUUACUCUUACUCAAGUCAUUUUAUUGUUAAUUACUUCUACUUUUACUCGAGUACAAAUUUCAAUUCAAGCAAUUUUUAAUCAGGAAGCCUACGUCACAGUAAUUUAGGCACCACUGCAAGUUAUAUAGAAUUCUAGAUUUUAGUGUAAUUAUUAAAAUGGUACUAUUAAAUAAUUACUUAUAAGCAAGUUUGAUACCUGUAAAUAAGAUAUAUUUAUAAAUGUAAUUAUCUACAUUGCUUAGAUUCCUUCACAUUUUACAAUGUUGUAUAACUACACAUGAAAACAAUAGAUUGCAUGCAUGCUGUUCGAAAACAGGGAUAUUUUAGGUUUUGGGACUUGGGUGGGAGCUCCCCCAAAAAAAUUUCAGGUUUUUUUUUAUUUUAUAGAGGGAAUUCCCCUUCCAAUAGUCACAAACCUAGACAUCAUUUCCAACACUCACCUAUUUCCAAAUGAGAGGAUAGAAAUGAUGUCUGGGUUCACCAAUUGCACCUCUAUGUAAUUAUAUGCUUUAUCACAUACCAGUUUAAUAUUAAUAAUUUUGGGAGGAAAUGCUCCUCCGCCCCAGAAUUUAGCUAUUUUCAUAUUUGCAGGGGAAUUCCCCCUCCCCCCAGCAAAAUACCCCUGGAAAAUGUAGUAUUAACCCGUUAAGAUGCAAUGGAUUAUGGAUCAUUCCAGAAACAUCCCCAAGCAGAAAUUGGAAAGUUGAACCCCUCUCCUUAUUACAUUUUAGUACAUUUAGGAAAUUUUAGUGUAUAUUAUUAUUAACUAACUUCUUGGAUGGCCACAAUCUCUUCCAUAGGGGAGGUAUCUUUUGAACAACUCAAUAUAUGCACUCUGGUGCACCCUACUUUGUCAUUUUACUCUGUCUAAAACCAGUUUAUUUUUCUUGUCCAGGGAAGGCCCUUUAAUGCCCUAAUGGAUUAAACUAUAUACAAGUUGUUACCCUAUUGAAUGAUAAUAUUCAGGAAACCAACAUCACAAGAUGAAGAAGUGGUUUUCAGAUGGUUCCUGUAAAACAUUAAAAUACAAAGUAUCCAAUAGUUACCACUGGAAGAAAAUAACUCUGCAAUUGCUCCUGUAGGUUCAGGAACAUACGGGGAUUGUAUUUGAAAAAAGUUUACAAGAUUUGGAAGAACAAUUCUUGAGAAAAAAGUACCAACUUCAGAUUUAACAGCCGUCAUGAAUGAAGCACAAUGCAUGAACCCACUAACUCAUCCGGCAAUCCCUCAUCUAUUAGGAGUCCAAAUUGAUGAAAAACCUUACUCUUUGGUGAUGCACUUUCUUGGUGAGGGUAUGGAGUCAGUAACAGUUCAUAAACUCUUGCACCAAACUAUAGUGUUGGAAAGGCAUUGCCACAUGUAUAUCUGAAAUCCUUGGGAAAGCAGUGUAAGGAUACCAAGCCAGCAUCAAGACCAUCAAUCCCAGAAGUGGUAAGAAUCUUGAAGGGGGACUUGCAGUGAGGACUUUAAUCUUUCCUAUAUUACAUUAAUAAAAAAUAACAUUAUAAAAAUUAUUAUAAAACCUAAAUUUUGAGUAUUGUUAAUAGUGGAAACUUAUGUUGUCAAGACCUAGUGUUAUUCGGCAGCUGGUGGAAACUGUUCCGCAGUGUGAAAAAUACAAUUAAAAUAUAUAAUCAAACUAGAUUUUAUACUGUGAAUUGUGGAGACUUCUGUUGGCAAGACUUAAACAUUUAGGGAGGAGAUAGCAUGUUAUUAAGUGUUUAUAUAUGCUGUAACCAGCAGACUUUUGUUAUUGACAGACUAGUAAACUGUAUAUUCUUAUAGAACAGAUAAGUCAGGAAAUCAAGCAACGAAAACAUAUGAUCGUAUUAGGCCUAUAUGCUUUGAAAUAUUUCCUUUUAUUCUCUCGGGGUUCGGGCGCAGUUUCAUUUCACGCGUACGUUUCUGUUCUGCCUCGGGUUCAGAUAUUUACUGCAAAAUAUUCUUAUAAUAUGCCAUUGAAUUGUUGUUAUAUGGAACAGUAUAAAUUUGUUAAAUAGCACCUUAGUGGUCUUACAGCAAACAUUACACAUUUGGACACUAGCCAAAUAGACAUCGAAUGUCUAUUCAAUAGAUUCUAAAAGCGUUUAUAAACAUAGUGCUCUAGAUUUUCUUUAAAAAAUAGGUUAUCAUCGUUUAUAUAAAACACCAGGUAGGAAGUAGUGUUAACGUACAAAAUUGUUUGGGGUCAACACUACGAGUCCUACAACAGUACAGAAUUAUAUAUAAAGACAAUUCAGAACUGGAUGCUUUUCCUUUUUUGUCUGCACGAAUAACUGUCGGUUGAAGCAAAAAUAUUGCACAGCAUCUCCUAUAUAAUUCUAUAGCCAUUUACCCUCGCCCCUUGAAUGCAAAGGAUUGAUAGCUGAUAAGGUUUAGCAAAGUAUUUUUUAUUAUAUCUGGUAUAAAGUGUCCCUACGUUUAAUCAAUUUAUUAAUACAUAUCAAUAAAUUUAUAAACAGUAUGUGCGCACGAAAUCUCGCUCAUAGAAUUCUUUAAUGAAUAUAUUGUAGCUAAAAAUAUUUAGAGUUUCCAUUGAUAGAUAGGUUAUUUGUCUCAAGUAUCGUUUGGUGAAACUUCUAGAAGGUCGAUCACAGCAUACGAUAAAGUUUACUGCAUGAAUAAAGUUGAUAUAAAUAUUGUCUUGAUGACCCACAGCGGUCAUUGAUACAAGUCGAAAGAAGCUGGAUUUUAAGCGGGAUUAUUCUUCAAAUAAAGUCCAAUGGGGGCAAUGGCAAUGGCAAUGCCAAUGAAAGGUCUUUAAAUGAUUUUGAAUGUACUUGCUGUAAAUUACUCUAAUACAUGAAAUAUAAAAUAAUUUACUAUAAAGUAUAAUACCAGUGUCUGAUUGCAUGUUUCGUCCUAAAUAUCCAAGUUGUACCGCACACACGGAAGAGUAUAUUUGGCGCUGGUGUGAUAACAGAUAGCUUUAGUAUUAUACUUCGACAUAAUCAUUCUUCAUCGUUGAGUUUGAGCAAUGUAAAUGCAGGGAAUUUUACAGUCCAUAACAGGUUUUAAUCCAGUGCUUUCACAGUCAGGAUAGCAUUGUUUACACACAGUUAGAAUAGCAUUGUUUACACACAGUUGGCGAUGUUUGGGAAAUCAAAGGAUCCCGUUAUAAAAUAAAUGUUUUGUUUUGAAUAUCGGACAGGAUACACUUAUCGGACAAGAAGAUAUCUACGGCGAUUCGUGCUCAACUUCGAAAACCCGGUCUCGUUUAAAAUGUACGGCAACACUUAUUAUUGAUGACACCACAGUGUCAUCAAUAAUAAGUGUUGCCGUACAUCCUCUUACCCUUUAUUAUCCUUAGUAACAUAACACCUUGUAAAUAGAUUAUAAUUAGCUUAUAUACAUUCACAUCUCGUGUAAUUUUAUCUAGUCUGAAGAUGUCUUAAGUUAAAGACGAAACGUUACAAUUAAAAUUCUUUACAAUCUUUUAAAACUGUUUUAAUGGCUUUGUUAAAAGUUAUAUGUUGGGCUCUCAUAUUUAUUAUACGAAGUGUUGCCAUACAAUUUAAACGAGAAGUUGGAUCAUAUUUCACUUGCAAGGAAAGCGAUUUAUUACAAGGGUAUCUACAUAAAAAAAUGAACCUCUCUUGAGUAUUUCGUUUGCACCCUUUGAACUUAAAAACUACAAGAAUCGUUUUGUUUUGCUUGGUCUACAAAUAUUCAUUCAUUAAACUUAUAUUCGGCGUUUUCUUUAUUUGGGGUUCACAAUAUUUUAUUCUUCCUAAACAUAGUUUUUACACAAACGUAGGGCAACACAUUCUAAACCACACAAUAGACUAAUCUCUUGACUAGAUAUAUUCCUUUUACCGUGCAUAUCACUGGCUGUUGUUAUGACUUAACAUCUAAGAGGGCUAUAUAAAGCAUGUUAAUCUACUCGGCUGACAAAAUGCUGAGCACGGCAAACCUACUUGCCCAAACUUGACUGGUUACCAACCAAUAUUACCCCCACAUAUCCUUUGAGAUCCUAUAUUAGUUAUCCAAAUCUGUGUUACCUUAAUCCUUUUAAUUAGCAUCCUUUGUGUUUUACAUGUGGGAAAAUUGUGUAUGAUGCUAAGAGCAUAGCAAUGGUGUAACCAACGAGUAUGACUCGGAAUACCUGGUACAAUUACAGUGUUAUAAUCUCACCCCUGUAUCAUUAGCUCACCCUCAUUUAUUCAAAUUAACUCACUCUCAUUUAUUCAAAUUAAUUCACUCUCAUUCUAUGCUAAUGAUGAUGUGGCCGCCUUGCAUAGUAAUUACCCACAUAUAUAAUGAUGCAGCCCUUUGCAUAGUAAUUACCUGCAAAUAUAAUAGUGCGGCCCCCACAAAAGGGGGUCGAACGGUACCUAUAUUACUACUGACAUGAUACCAACAGUGACCGAUCCAAUAUAAGGAGGCGAAGCCGAGUUUGAGGCUGAGUUGUCUAAUUGUUAAAUAACAUUUUGUAAUUCAUUGAAUAAAAAAAUGCAUUUUACAAAGUAUGAUUGAAAUAUUACACUUCACUUUGCUCGAUAAUUUUUGCUAAAUAUUAUUACUUUUUAUUUUUUUCCGGUCCGUAAUCCCAUAACGUAAAUGGAGCAUUCUGAUUGGUUGACUAGAGGUCCGUAUCACGCGAUACGUUUCUCUACCUCUCACGUUUCGUGCCAAAACAAACCGAGGAACGAAAACAAUUUUCAAACUGAAAAAGUUAUCCAAAAAGUUGAAAAAUCCUCCCUAUCGAUACUAAAAAUAGAAAAGUAAGCUGAAAUUAUUCAAUAGAUUUAGUGCCAAGCCCGAAAUGUUCUUUUUUCCCCGACCUAUAAGUGUGAAAAAAGUAAAACAAGUAUUUCUUUGACAUAUAUGUAUGUAUCGAAAUAUCAGUGCUAAGUGUUUAAUUUCAAAUGCUCAGCAUAUAUAUUCAGCUAUGCUUCGAAAAAUAUGAAUACUGGAAUCAAGGACUUGUCCUCAAACAUAAAAUUUUAAAAAAUACUUUAAAACGGCAAUUUAAACAUGAUUUCUAGACUUAUUCAUAUAUUUUUUAUAAAUGUUGUCAUGAACACAAUGACAAUGUUUUCGGCAAGUACAAUUUGAUGCUGCAUGUCGAAAGAACAUUUUUGAAGCAUGUUAUUAGGCUAAAAUGAUUAGGAAAAUAUAUAGUUUUAAUCGCUUUACCUUUUUAUUCUCUUGUUGAGUAGAAAAGCAUAAAAAAUAUAAAGGCUUUUUAUCGUGUCGUUUUAGCAAGGCCGGCGAGAGGUAACCACGGACCCCGGGAUGAAUUGGUGAACACGCCCCUCCCACUGUCCCUCUUGACUCUCACGCUGAUGGCCACAACAAGGGAGAAUUUCGUUCUCGACCAAUCAGCGCUUUUGUUUACAUUUUUGCCCUAAGCCAAUCAGAAUGCGUAAAACCACUGAGUUAUACGAUAUUACUGGAGGACCUGCUCGGGAUAAAAAAGUGUCCACAAAAACAUGGCGGAUCUUAUGCCAUUUCCAUGACAACACUUACUUUAUUUUCAUGGUAAUUGCCACUGACCAACCGCGAUCCUAAGUUUCCGACGAUGUCGUUAACCCCCCUGGUUUUUGCACAAAAUUCACUGCUCAAAUAAAUUUUUCCCGCUGUUUGGAUUUUGCUUGUUUAUAUCAAAUGCUUAACUUUGAACAGCUCACAAAAAUGCCUCGUUUUUGCUCUAUUUAUGGUUGCCAUAAUACCUUUUUAAAGAAAAAUAUUUCUUCUCACAGGUAAGAGUUCUUGAAACGUUUUCUGUGUGCUUUAUUUUUUUAUAAAACAAAGUAUUUUUAAAAAUAGUUUAGGAAAAAGACAUGACGUAUGGGACAAGGUAUGAGAUAGGUAUUUUAAUGUCGCUGAAUUUCACUAUUUCAUACUUAAAACAGAUGUAAACAGCUGAUAAUUAUUAUAAUUUUACCACGGUCGUUAAUAGGCAAGUGUGUUUAUUUUUCAAAUCAACGUUUUUUUGAGCAUUUGUAUUUACUUUGUACAUUUUUAUCCUGCUAGAAAAUUUUGUAAAAACAAAAAUGGCAUAAUAUAAUGAUAUAGUUAUGAUGCUCCAGCAAUUUGAUUAUUAAAUGUCAUUAUUUUCACAUGAAUUCUCUUUCAAUGACACAUUUUUGAGCAAUUGUUUGAGCUUGUAUGAGCAAUUUAAUAUUGAAUGCAUUUUAAUAAUUUUACAGCUUCCCAGAUCCAAAAACAAGUGUCCUGAGAUGUACACCAAAUGGCUUGAAAAUGUCAAUAAAAAUGUACUGGUGAAAUUUAUUCCGACAAGAGUAAGUCGUAUUUGUUCAGAGCAUUUUAGCUCUGACAUGAAGGAAGAGAGUGGCCAAAGAGUAAUACUGAAGCCAUUUGCUGUCCCAACAAUAUUUCCCACUUCUCAGGUUUGUACCUUUGUCGGUUUUCUCUAUUACUUAUUGCUUAUUUAAUCUUUUUAAAGUUUAACAUUUUUUUGGUUGCACUUAAAUUGGGUUAUAGUUCCUAUUUAAUAUCUGCACACCCUUGUCAAAUUAGACACAAAAUACACCCCUGAGGAAAUGCAACAAAAAGGCUGCAUAAAAUACUUUACCUCUGAUAAAUUCCAGUUCAAUUUUCCAUUUGACUUGAAAAAUUCCAGGCAAUAUUUGGCAUUUACUGCACCCCUGAAGAAUUCCAGCUAUCUGACUGAUAGGGGGUUUGUGUUUGUUAAAAGGAAUAGCUAUUAUUGUCUGUUGUCUAUAGUGUCAGUAUUAAUUAAACAUAAAAUAGAGUUUAAAGUGCAUUCUAGGGACAGUACAGUCAACCAGACUAACCAAGUGACCUAAGUGUCUAAACUGUCAGACUGAGUUUUAAUAACCCAUUGAGCACCAGAGCUAUGAAUUUAAUACUCUUGGUGAGUAUAAUCCUCUGGUGUUAGAUAGAGUAAAAUAAUAAUUAAGUACAAUGUGGUGCAAUAUAUGGUGCAAUAUGGACAUCAGGUGGCUGGGGGACCCCACCCAGACCAAUAAUUUGUGACAGCAUUUGAAUGAUAUAUAUAGCUGAAUUUAUUGUGAAUGAUAACUGAACUUAAUUUGUAACUAUAAGCUGCAACAAAAAUUAUUCAACAUGAAAGCGAAUAGCCGGCUAUAAAUUUUACAAGCUAGCUAAAAAUAUAUUGAAAUUAACUUGUCACAAAAGGUGUCAAAAGUUAUUGAAUGGCAACUUGAAAAUUGUUUUAAUAAAAUGAUAUGAGAUGGUAGAUCACUAAGCAAUCUAUGUGGCAUUUAUAGGUAUUUCGAAUGGAAUCCUUUAACAGGGUUCCCGAAUUAUCAUUGAAAUGAAUCAAUGACAUGUUAAUAGUUAGUCCGUUUAUUGUUAGUCUAGCUGUUAGUCGUCAAUGUACUUGUAAUGAGUGAGUGAUUUCUGCUCAGCAGUUCAUUUUCGCCUUGUUAAAAUCAUAAAAUAAUAAUGAUAAAUUAAUUAAUAACUAAUUAAUUCUUAAUUUGUAACUAAGCUGCAACAAAAAUUAUUCAACAUGAAAGCUAGCAAAUCGCCGGCUAUAAAUUUUACAAGCUAGCUAAAAAUAUAUUGAAAUUAACUUGCCACAAAAGGUGUCAAAAGUUAUUGAAUGGUAACUUAAAAAUUCUGUAAAGUCAGCCAUUACCUACAAUCCUGUUGUUUUAUCCUGAUACCAUUUUUCUGUCCAUUAUAGUCAGCCAAAACGUUUUGGUCAUUUUUGUUUGGUAAUAAAAGUAAUUUUCAUAUUUUCUAUAACUGCUUUAUGACAAUUAAGUAAGAGCAGCAUAUUGUGCUUCAUGCAUGGCCGUCACCAGGGAGGGGGGAAGGAGAAAGCAAUAUCACCCUCCCCCACCCCAAUAAUGUCUAUUAAAAAUUCUUGACUGGUAAAGCUGUUACAACAAUUUUACAUAGACAACGUUGACUAACAUUAUAGGCACAAUGACAGAUACCAUACACAUGCACCUUGGUUAACCCAUUAAUGUGCAAGACUCUUCCCUUAAGUAAUACCAUCUGGCAUUAUAGACAUGUGUAAAAUAAUAAAGUUGGGUGCAUCACAGCUAAGAGUUUUCCAUUAUUCAUACAUAAAGUAAAUAUGUGUUGAUUAUAUUCUCUUACUCAAUCCCACAGGUAACAAAGAAUGGAGUGGCCAGUACUAAGAAAGUCUCGCAUCAGGAUGUUGUAGAAGUAGAAAAAUUUAAUGGUAUGUCAGACAAAAAAAAUAGUUUAGUGGAAACAGUAGUAAUAAAUGAAGAUAAUGUAAGUGAUGAAGCAUUAAGUUUACAGGUGGUUAAUAAAGAGAUCAUUGCCUCAGAUAGUGUGAUUAUGCAGGAGGUGAUUGAAAAAGUAAGUAUCGACAACAACGUAUUAAGUGUACCAGGAGGCAAGAGAAAAUAUUCGAAUGAAUCGGAAAUUGAGGUAAGUGCGUCUCAAAAAAGGGCGCGAACGACCAGAGGCGCCGGAAUAUCGAUAAUAGCGGGGGCAGAUAUUCAUAUAUUCGUGUUCACAGACUGUAAAAACAAUCGAUUUCAAAAGAAAUUAAUUGGGCAGAACACGAAUAUAUGAAUAUCUGCCCCCCCCCCCCAAUUAUAGAUAUUCCGGUGCCUCUGCGAACGACCAGUUCUUCUGAAAUGAAUGUACAUGAUCACCCAUAUUGUAUAAAGUCUCCUAGUAGAGUGAGAAGGCAAGUUGAUGAUCUUAUAGAUAAAGUUGAAAAUCUACAGAAGAGAUUAAAUACAUCUCAGAAGAAAACCAAGAGAAGAGAUAAAAAGGUUAGCAUGUUGAUUUCAGUGGUAAGUGAAUUGAGAGAAAAAAAUCUGAUCAAUAGUGAUUGUGCGACUAUUCUAGAAUCAAUUUUUCUGGAGUUCCAAAGGAACUUAUGAAGAGGUUGGUGACACAAAAAAAGAAGAAAAAUCUUGGGGCGUAUCCACCUGAGCUAAGGUCAUUUGCCCUGACCUUGAAAUUUUAUUCAACUAAAGCGUAUAACUAUGUGCGAAAAAGUUUUGAUUUAGGGCUGCCACAUGUAAACGUGAUUCGGUCAUGGUAUGUAGUUCUAUGAAUGGCGAGCCAGGUUUUACAAAGGAUGCACUUACAGCAUUGAAAGCCAAAGUUUUAGCUGCAAAAAGGGAUAACUAAGAAGUUGUUUGUGCACUAAUGCUCGAUGAAAUGGCCAUACGCAAGCAUGUCGAAUGGGAUGGCAAGUAGUUUCGCGGUUAUGUUGAUCUUGGCACAGGCACCAAUGAUGACUCGCUGCCCGAAGCAACAGAUGCUCUUGUUUUUAUGGCAGUCUCGGUUAACUCCGGUUGGAAAGUACCAUGCAGAUAUUUUCUAGUAAAGGAUCUUACUGGAGAGGAGAAAGCCAACUUGACCAAAGAAUGCAUAACCAAGUUGCACGAAGUAGGGGUGAAGGUGGUAUCUUUUAUGUGCGAUGGCCCCACGUCUCACCAGGCGAUGUUGAAAUUGUUCGGCGCUCAACUGUCACCUGGCAACUUACAAGUGUCCUUCCAACAUCCAUGUGACCCGACAGCCAAGAUCUAUAUUUUCCUAGAUGCUUGUCACAUGAUAAAGUUGGUAAGAAACAACAUGUUGGACUGGAAGGUCCUAAAGGAUAAGGACGGCAACGCCAUCAAGUGGCAAUUUGUGGAGGAGUUGCAUAAAUUACAAGAGUCAGAGGGCUUACAUCUUGCCAAUAAGCUCCGAUCCGCUCACAUCAAAUGGAAGCCACAGAAAAUGAAGGUAAAUCUAGCAGCACAGGCACUCAGUUCGAGUGUUGCAGAUGCCUUGGAGUAUUGUGAAGGUAAGCUGAAAUUGCCACAAUUUCAAGGCUGUGGUCCAACAGUACAAUGUUUUCGUGUUUGUUUUUGAUCAUCUUUUUGAUGUUCUGAAUUCCAGGAAUCCAUUGGCGAGAAAUUUCAAGCUGCCAAUUAGAAGAUCAAACUAUCAGUACAUGAAGAGGUUUCUAGAUGAGGCAAGAGAGUACAUUAGAAAUCUGAAAGGUCCAGAUGGCCAGUCGAUCCUUACGUUAAAAAAGGAAAACAGGAUUUCUUGGUUUCCUUUUGUGCAUCAAUGCUGUUGUGGGAUUAGCAGAAGAUCUCGUUAAUGCGGCGAAUCCUGUCCUGAAGUAUCUUCUGACGUACAAGAUGAGCCAAGAUCACUUGGAGUUAUUCUUUUCAGCCGUGCGAGCUUGCGGAGGGUGGAACAAUAAUCCAACAACUCGCCAAUUCGUAGCAGCAUACAAGCAACUGCUGAUGAGGCACUAUUAUGAGAUAUUGAACAGUGUCCAGGAUCAACAAGAAAUCAACUCCGUAUCUACUGGAAUUUCUGAUGUGGCAAUUGCAAGAAGAUAUGACUUGGAGGUGAGACAGCCAGCUGCAGAUGAUCACAACUGCUGCGAUGUUUCGAACGCCAUGGAACUAUCUGAGUACAAAGAGGUGGCCAUAUCGUAUAUCGCUGGGUAUGUGGUGAAGAUGGUGGAGAAAAAGAUCCACUGUCCGCAAUGUCUAGCAGCGUUGACAACGAGCAAAGAAAACAUUCCAGAUAUAUUCGUAACAUGGAAAAUGAAUGGAGGCCUGAAUUAA